CCACGUUGCUGUAGACACCGGUUUGCUCCGCUAGGGAUUGUAUCGUUGCACGCCCUGGAAGGCUGCUCACUAGCAUUAUUUAUCCUUCAGAUAAAAGACAAAUGUCUUAAGAUAAACGGUAAUAGAAACCAAACGGGCGAUUUCUGUCGGCCUAAAGCUUUCAUUAGAGUCAAGAUGCUGACGGACGUGAUAGUAGAGGAGGAAUUUGAUCACAAUGAGGAUGAACUGUGGUACAGCAGGAAGGAUUUGGAACAUGAUCUGCAUUUGGCCGCUGAGCUGGGCAAGACUCUGUUGGACAGGAACCAUGAGUUGGAGCAGGGCCUUCAGCAGAUGUACUCCACCAAUAAGGAGCAGCUGCAGGAGAUUGAGUACCUGACAAAGCAGGUGGAUCUCCAGCGGCAGAUGAAUGACCAGCAUGCCAAAGUUUAUGAGCAGCUGGACCUGGCCGCUCGAGACCUGGAGAAAAGCAACCAAAGACUGGUGCUGGAGAACCGCACAGCCCAGCAAAGAAUCCAGAGUCUGACUGAGACCGUAGAUGGAUUACAGACUCAUAUGGAGGGUCUGCAGAAGCAGGUGGACGAUCUGAAGAUGUCCCAGUCAAUGAGAGAUCUCGCAGAAGCACGCCGCAGUCUUGGAGCCCAGAGCAUGUCGUGCCUGAAAGAAAUACAUGACCUUCAGCGAGUCAAGUAUCUGAGCUUGGAGAACCUGCGCGAGGAGAAGUCCUGCCCUGCGCUGGAUGACAGAUGGGUGGAAGAGGAGAACUCCACCCUGCAACACACCCUCCACACCCUGAAGGCACAGCUGUCGGCAGAACGUGCCCGACGUGUGGAGGCAGAGCGGGAGACGGAGCUGACGGUGCAAGAAAACAGUGCGCUGGAGCAGCGGCUGAUUCUGCUGGAGGUGGCGCGCCAUCGGCAGGCGGAGCUGGAGGCCGAGGUGGAGGAGCUACGGCAGCUCUGGCGCUCCGAGUCAUCCAGUGCAAGACCAACAGACACUCUGCUUCCCGACAACGUUUUCUUUUCCGCAGAGGAAAGGGUGGGGCCAGAGAAAGAGGAGGGGCUAGAGGCGGAGGUUCCGCAGGGGAGGCGUCGCUGCAGCAGCGACAGCUAUGUACGAGGAGUUGGAGCAGAGGAUAUCAGGCGCGGACAUGAGCGUACAUGUAUCCGGCGAGCUCAGGCGGUGAAGCAGCGUGGAAUCUCCUUGCUGAAUGAGGUGGAUGCGCAGUAUAGCGCGCUGCAAGUGAAGUACAACGAGCUGCUCCGUCGCUGCCAGCUGGGGGCGGACAGCCUCAGCCACAAGGGUGUGCAGACGGCCACCUUCCACGCGCAACGCCGCCGGAGUCUGAUAUCAACCGCAACCGCAACAGCAACAACAACCGAGUCCAUCUGCCCUGCAGAUGAGCUCCAUCAGCCAGAAUACAAAGCCCUGUUUAAAGAGAUCUUCACCUGCAUUCAGAAAACCAAAGAGGACCUGAGUGAGAACAGGGCUGGGCAGGAUCAGUCACAUUGAGUUUAAUGGAAUAGAUCAUCCAAAAAUGAAGAUUCUGUCACCAUUUAUUUGCCCUGGUGUCAUUCCAACCCUGUAUGUCUUUCUUUCUUCCAUGGAGUACAAAAGGAGUUUUUUUUAUUUUCAUUAAAUGGAAAAAAGCAGACCGGAUAUUCUUAAAAAUUUCACCAUUUGUGUUCCACGGGAGAGAGAAUGUCAUAUGUGUUUGGAACAAAUUGAGAGGAUGAUGACAAAGUUUUCUUGUUUGGUGAACUACUCCUUUUAAAUCUCAUUGGAAUUUUGGAUGGCAGUAAUAUACAUAUUCAGUCUAGAUCUUUUACUAAUGUAAUUGGAUGACGGACAUGCUGAAAGACUAAGACUGACGUAUUAGACAUUUUAAAGGUGCUGCUAUUUGUGUUGAUUGCACUAUAACACCUCUGCCUAUGCAACACCAGACCGUCCACAUUCAAAACCACUUAAUGCAAAUGUAAACGGGCCGUAGGUCUGAAAUUAAUUAUUUUGUACUGAACUUUAAUAGGUCUUAUUCUUUUGAUUGCUACAUAUGAAAUGUGUGGGCCUUUAAGAUAUAGCCAUACACGAUUGCAUCUUAAAUCCAUUGAACCAAGUGUUUGUAGGAGAAAAAAAGUCAAAUUUAUUGCUCUGAGGGUAGAUUAAAUUAUUGUUAUUAACAACUUACACGGCUUAGGAAGUAACUUGAUAAAUUAUAACAUGUCCAGGUCACAUUUAAAAAAAUAAAUAAAUAAAUAAAAAACCA
Myxocyprinus asiaticus (Chinese sucker) is the source of this 2260-nucleotide messenger RNA. Its product is annotated as cerebellar degeneration-related protein 2-like. Lineage: Eukaryota; Metazoa; Chordata; Actinopteri; Cypriniformes; Catostomidae. The coding region runs from base 175 to 1509 and encodes 444 amino acids. The transcript is spliced from 5 exons. The record is from RefSeq and is a predicted model, not a curated record.